Molecule: messenger RNA, 853 nt
Organism: Staurois parvus
Lineage: Eukaryota; Metazoa; Chordata; Amphibia; Anura; Ranidae
Source: the annotation of a GenBank genome assembly
AUGAACAAACACAAUACCAUAACUGACAAUCCUGGGACUAAGACCUUAUUGUCUGGAGUUCUCCCCAAAACCUUGGAAGGUGGUGUCCCUGCAGGGGAAGGUGUGCCUGGUGACUGGAGCCAGUUCUGGAAUUGGAGCCGGAACUGCCAUCCUCUUUGCUGGCCUGGGGGCCCAAUUGGCCCUAAAUGGAAGAAACCAGGAGAAGCUGCAGGAGACGGCCCAACGCUGCGAGGAGAUCUCUGGCCUGAAGCCCCUCCUGGUUCCCGGAGAUCUGACAGAUGAGAAGGUCCUCCAGCAGAUUGUAGAGGAGACAGUCAACCACUUUGGACAGCUGGAUGUUCUGGUGAACAGUGGGGGGAUCCUGGCAAUGGGGACAGUGGAGAACACCACACUAGAGGAUUAUGACCGAGUGAUGAACACCAAUGUUCGGUCUCUUUUCUAUCUGUCGCAACUGGCGGUGCCUCAUCUCAUCAAGACUAAAGGAAACAUCGUCAACGUAUCCAGCGUCACAGGCCAGAGAUCGUUCCCGGGUGUCCUGGCUUACUGCGUGUCCAAGUCAGCGGUGGAUCACAUGACCAGAUGUGUCGCUCUCGAGUUGGCCAGUAAGCAGGUCCGAGUCAAUGCCGUUUGCCCGGGGGUAAUUGUAACUGAAGUUCACAAGCGGGCCGGAAUGAGUGAAGAGCAGUACCAGGAGUUCCUGAAGCACACACAGGAAACACACGCCCUGGGGCGCCCUGGCAGAGUGGAGGAAGUGGCCCGGACAAUCGCUUUCCUGGCAUCAGAUGCAGCAUCCUUUAUAACUGGAGUGACAAUGCCUGUGGAUGGGGGCCGCCAUGCUAUGUGCCCAAGAUAG